AUGUCUAUCCCCAAGGAACACGUUGCCUCAGUGACAAGCUCCGUCCAUCUUAGUGACAGUGAAAGAGAGGAAGUGAGAAAGAAUUGGGGCCAGAAGUGCGCUUUGUGCAGACACGCAGAAGAUACACAGUGCGCCCAUAUUGUUUCGAGAACCAUGAUCGAGAAUUACUCUCUUGUAUGGCUGUUCUGUACAGGAUUACUUGAACGAGGAUUCAAGAAGACCGACCAAGAGAAUUUUAUACUGUUGUGUAAAUCUUGCCACGCCCUAUAUGAUAACGAUGCACUUGCAAUCUGUCCGCCUCUCUCGUGGCUCCAGAAUGCCAUACAGAAGGAAUUAGAUAGGCGGGGUCAGCCAGAUGGGCAUGCCAAGAUCCGAACUCUACCUGAAAAAGAGGACGAGCCAGAUCAUGUAGUGAUCUUCUUCACGAAAUAUUCGGGAAGCCCUAACCAGAAAAAUGACCUUGCAAUUGGGGGGGUCCUAAACCGCCUCAGUGUUCUCAGUGAGCAUUAUGAGGACGAAUUCCCUCCAAUUAUCAGACAGGAGAGGAUUCGUGUUCCGCAGGAGACAUUAGUCACAUGGAGAGAAACUGAAGAUGGCCUGGUUGGAAUCCUGGAUCUUUCGAAUAUCGAGACCAAGCCACGCAUGGCUGUGCUUGCUGCGAAGAGCGCAUGCACAAUUGGAGGUUUUUGGUCACCUUUCAAGGUCGAACUUCCUGGAGGAAAGCAGGUCCAUAUGGCAUCAUGGGUAUAUCGAAAGAAAUUACUGGAGUUUCAUGAAGUUUUCGCCUUCAACAUCCCUCAAUAUCAAUCUUUGGAUUCCAAAGAUGCCAUGGCCCGCAUGCUGGCUCAGGCGACAACUCUAAUGGCCGAGGACAGCAACAACUCAUACGACAUCUCCACAUUUGCCGAUACAUCCUUCAACGAGGACGACGAGAGCAUCCCCGAUAUUGUGCCACUAGAGACUUCGAUGGAAACCCAAAUCCCAUCGACUCCUAUCGCCAUACGAGACCAGGUGAUUGACAUCCUCGAAAACUUCAGCAUCGAGGACAUCACCUUCAAUCAGCAUGCGCCCGCGUUCAUCAACGAUGUUGAUGACGACGAGGAUGAUGACGAGGAUGACGGUCUCCCUUCCGGGACCAUUUUACCUCCUGAAUUGACGUCGGGUAUCCAAGGCAGAGUAUUCACGACUCUGGGGGAUAGAGACUCAAAUCCAUCCGACAGGAACGCGGGCGGUGUACCUUCCGGGGAAGGGACGUUCCCAGGUGGCUCCCGCGGGAACCAAGGGCAGACCGCUCUUCCGCUCAGGCGUUCCACGCGCACCAGGAAGCGCCAGACAUAG
Dichomitus squalens LYAD-421 SS1 is the source of this 1338-nucleotide messenger RNA. RefSeq lists its product as uncharacterized. Lineage: Eukaryota; Fungi; Basidiomycota; Agaricomycetes; Polyporales; Polyporaceae. The coding region runs from base 1 to 1338 and encodes 445 amino acids. The transcript has 4 exons. The record is from RefSeq and is a predicted model, not a curated record.